AUGCGUUUCUCCUUCCUCGCUAUUGUUGUUGCUCUGACAGUAUCUAUGUCUAUUGCUGCGAAGAUAUGGUUUGUGCUCCUGAGCCGGCAGCCUGAGCAGGACGUCGGGACAUUGAUGGUGCAAUACCUAGUUCGGAGUCAAUUAGUGCCUUAUAUUAACCACACGCAAACGAGCGGUCGGCGAACGAGCCCUAAGUUAUUACAGGAUUCAAUCCUCACGCACAAGACAGCGUAUGCAAGUGCUAAAAAAUUCGAGAAUGCGUGCGUCAGAGAUCUUAGUGGGUAUCCGAAGUCUCUGGCUCAUGACCAGCCUGGCGUAUACUACCACGGUUGCACAAGUGGUGUAGCUUGGGUACCGGCAGGAACACAGCAUUAUCUAGAGCAGAUCCAGCGCAUUCGACACCACGUGGUCAUCGAAGUCACUUCAAAAGCACCCAGAAAGAGGAGGAACGAAAGUGAUAUGAGCACGGGUUCUCCGUACUGCAAAAUAGCAAUUAGAAUGGCACGACAGAAGUGUGUCGUUCGGAUGGGAACUCACACACAGAAGAGUCGAUGGACACGUUGUAAGGAGAAGUUGCACAGACCCGAUAGGUCAGAACUUCCACCCAUGAAAGAGGAGAGUCAAUGGAGGUAA
This is a messenger RNA of Suillus plorans, 633 nucleotides long. RefSeq lists its product as uncharacterized. The record is from RefSeq and is a predicted model, not a curated record. Lineage: Eukaryota; Fungi; Basidiomycota; Agaricomycetes; Boletales; Suillaceae. The transcript has 8 exons. Bases 1 to 633 code for a protein of 210 amino acids.